Messenger RNA from Drepanopeziza brunnea f. sp. 'multigermtubi' MB_m1, 570 nucleotides. NCBI's taxonomy places the organism in Eukaryota, Fungi, Ascomycota, Leotiomycetes, Helotiales, Drepanopezizaceae. The record is from RefSeq and is a predicted model, not a curated record.
AUGGCACCACGACACUGCGACACUCCAGCACUACUUCGAUCAACAUCGACAUUGACCUCAGUCUCGAGAUGGACCUCGCGACUCGUGACUGCAUCCGGAGCAACGAGCGAUGUGAUCCCGCAACUCUACGACCAUCGAACGGUGACUCCCAUUGAGGGCGUACACAAUGAUAUAUUUAUCGCUCCGCGCGGAGAAGAGAGGGCGCAAGAGAUUGCAGCUCUCCCCAAGGCUCAGAAAACUGGAGUGAUUUCAUACACAUUUCGCCGACUUGACCCUAGCAUCCGCGCCAUAGUUGGGACCAACCAAAACCAAACACAGAAAGACCCCCGCCCUCUCCUCCCCCUCAAACAUCCUCAAGUGCGCAAAGAUGGAAUUUUUACAGAGGCCUUUGGCCCCGUACUAGUCGUUGAGUAUCUGCAGCUUCAACCGCGUCAUGGUGCGCUGAAGGCGCGGUUGCGAGCCAAUUCACGCCGUCCACCACAGCGUUUCAUGGAACAUAGGCGGGACUGCGUUGCGUGCGUCCGGAGGAGUUUGAACUCCUCAUACUUGGUCUGCGAUUCUGCGAGCUGA